CUUACCAUAGUCUGCCACGUGGCAAAUGAAGUUACCUAGAAGACGUGGUGAGCUGUUAUUUGGCUUGGCUCCUUGUUUAGCUGCUCUACAGGCAGCUAGGCGUCGUGUUUAUAGUGUGGUACUUCAAAAAGGAUUUAUGGAAGGAGCAUUUGAGAAGGAUCUAAAAUGGUUGGUGUCAGAAAAUGUGAAGAGAUAUGUCUCGUCGCAUGGUACAAAGUUAUACAGGGUAGAUAAAGAAACAUUGGAGGGCCUCAUUGGCAAGAAACCAUCACAUCAGAGCUGUUACAAAGCUAUAGGGUACAUGUAACAUUGGAAUGGAUGGAUUCCUUUUGCUUCGACAGGAAGCUUUUUAAGGACAAGUCUGGACAAACAUAUUUUUGUAAAAAAAAUUCCAUUCCACGGAUGAUGGCUACUAUACAGCA
This is a messenger RNA of Amphimedon queenslandica, 422 nucleotides long. Its product is annotated as rRNA methyltransferase 1, mitochondrial-like. Lineage: Eukaryota; Metazoa; Porifera; Demospongiae; Haplosclerida; Niphatidae. The transcript has 4 exons. The record is from RefSeq and is a predicted model, not a curated record. The coding region runs from base 26 to 307 and encodes 93 amino acids.